Chironomus riparius is the source of this 938-nucleotide messenger RNA. The record is from the annotation of a GenBank genome assembly. Lineage: Eukaryota; Metazoa; Arthropoda; Insecta; Diptera; Chironomidae.
UAUAAGGCCCUCGUAAAUAAAUAAAGCAACGUGCAGCGAUCCUAAAAUAGUUAUAAUUCAUAAAACCAAUAUUAAAAUGGCAAAAGUAGAGUCAAAAAUCGUGUUACCUGAAACAGAUUCAGAAAGUGAAUUAGAUGAUAUAGAAGAUGACGAGAAUCGUUUAAGCGAUGAUGAAGAAUUUCCAAUUUCUGAUGAUGAAAAUGACGAUGAGCCAGAAGUAGAUACUAAAAAGACAGGAUGGGCUAAUUCAAUGGCUAAAAUCCUCAAUUCAGAGAAAUCAGAAGUAUUGUCUAAAGCAAAAAAGGUUGAGGAUUUAGAGAAAAAGAAGAAAAAGCAAAGUUACACAUUUGAAAUUGAAGGCGAACAGAAGAAAGAAGGUGAUGAGCUUAAACCAAGUGAGGAACAACUUCAGACAGCAUUAGCUAGGAAAAAACGGAGAGAAAGGCGCGAUGGAAAAAUUAGAGCCUUGAAUCUGCGAUUAAAACCAUCCGUUGCUGAUCUUGACAGAGAGAGAACAUUAAGGAAAAUAGCAACAAAAGGUGUCGUCCAAUUAUUUAAUGCAGUAAAAAGUCAGCAUUCAGAUUUGGAACAAAAGUUACAGUCAACAAAAUUAGAGAGCAAACGUGAUGAAAUCAUUAGAAGUGCAGAUAAUAAGAAGCAUUUCCUCGACACACUCAUGUCUGGUCCACGAGCAAAAUCAGAGCUAGUUGAUAAACGUGUAAAGAAAGAGAAAAAGAAGGAAUCAUCAUCAUCAGACGAAGAAAGCAAUAAGAAAUCAACAUGGAGCGCACUUAGAGAUGAUUUUAUGACAGGUAAAAAGGUUGGCUGGGACAAAGAAGAUGACGACGAUGACGAGUCAGAAAACAAUGAAAUGAUGAGUGAUUCGGAAUAAAAUUUAAUUAUAAGGUGUAAAAAAAGGAUUCUAUGAAAUAAAAUUU